Molecule: messenger RNA, 2445 nt
Organism: Sodiomyces alkalinus F11
Lineage: Eukaryota; Fungi; Ascomycota; Sordariomycetes; Glomerellales; Plectosphaerellaceae
Exons: 2
Coding region: 1-2445 (814 amino acids)
Biological process (GO): ubiquitin-dependent endocytosis
Cellular component (GO): plasma membrane; cytoplasm; cytosol
Molecular function (GO): protein-macromolecule adaptor activity; ubiquitin protein ligase binding
Source: RefSeq, a predicted model, not a curated record
AUGGGCACGUAUCUCAAUCCCGUCAGCCCCGUCGAUCGGAAACCCUCCCCGGCCCGGUCCUUUCUCUCGCGCUUUGCCCUCCCGAACCGCAAUCGCACCCGCCAUCUCGCAGACUUCCACAUUAGCCCUAGCGAACCCCACCGCCAAUACUCUGCCGGUGACAAGGUUUACGGUUCUGUCAUAGUGACCGUCGUCAAACCCAUACGCAUCACACACCUGACGGUCUCGCUCCAUGGCUACGUCCGCGUUUCCAAGGGGCCCGCCGUCGCCGACCGCGAACUGGCAAAUCCCGUUUUGAGCGGUUACCCCUCGACACAGUAUCAUGGCAACGGUUAUGCCUCGCUUUUCCAGGAUGAGCAGGUCCUCGCUGGCGAGGGCAGGCUGGAAGCGGCCAAGUACCAGUUUAGGUUCGAAUUGCAGUUCCCCGGAAAGGGUCUCCCCAGCAGUAUUGAUUUCGAACGCGGAACAAUAUCCUACAUGAUUACCGCGACGAUGACACGCCCGACCUCGAUCAAUGCCACAACCACGUGCGAGCGCAAGAUAGCACUGAUCGAGAAAAUUGAUAUCGGCCUCCUUCCUCGCCCCCGACCGAAGAUGAUCUAUGUUGAACCGAUAUCCAAGAAGUCAAGGAGAAGAAAGCAGGCAGCAGGGCAGGAGAGACCUCCGAUUUCUUCGGACGUGACGGAUCAGGGCUCCGACCGCGACUCGGUCACCGAAUCAACGCCGAUAGGAGCCGAAGUGCAAAGCCAAGAUGCCAACGACAUGCAGGGGAGUCCAAUACAGCACGACGUUCGCAGCGAGGUCAGUGCCGAGAGCGGCAGGACAUCGGGCAGCAACCUGAGCGACCAAGUGCCCGAUAUGCAGGUGGCCACAGCUCUCGCCGCCAACGCGAAGCUGCAGGCCGUGGACGACAAGACCAUCAUUGCGACGAUGCAGCUUCUGCGGGGCGGCGCCCUCGCCGGCGAUACAACUACCGUACGAGUUACGGUGCAACAUACCAAGCCCCUGAAAAGCAUGCACGGCCUUAUUAUUACUUUGUACCGGCGAGGAGAAAUUGAUACUGCUCCGCCGUCAUCUCUAUUUGCCGACGUAGUGUCUGAGCACGACUCGCAGAGACUGACGAAAGAGGAUUAUUUUCCCAGGUCGAGGACGGGGCUGAGCGGCCUCUCUUUGUCGUCGUCUUCCAGGUCACGGCCUCAUUUCCGUAAGGACUUGUCACAAGUCGUGGCUCCGCUCAUCAUCGACCCAGACACUCUGGAAACGACGGUGUCGGCGACGGUUAAAGUGCCCGAAGAUGCCUUCCCCACGAUAAAAGGCGUCCCCGGCGGCAUGAUCAGCUUCCGGUACUACGUGGAAGUCGUCAUGGAUCUAGGAGGCCGGAUGGCGAGUUAUUUGCAAGGGAGUAAUCAAUCCAGGGGAGGAGGAGGCUACGGGGCGGGCACGAGCGCCAUGGAUGGAAGCAAUUACAUGUCCCGCGGCGGAAACAUCAUCGACACGGAGGCGCUGCGGCACAGAAACCUCAAAGGCGUGGUUUGGGGCAGUCUUGAGCUCGUCAUGGGGACAGUUGACAGCACCAGGGAAAGAGGGAGGAGCAACACGCUGAUGACGUACCAGCUGCGUGACGAUUCUACCAGCCAGGAUGAGAUUAUCAGCCCCUGGUCAGAGGACAUUCCGGUGGAGAGUGGCCCAGGGCACUGGCAACCAUCCGCACCAUCCACACCCGCGCCGUCGCAGCCAGCGCCGUUGCAGCCAGCACCCUCACAGCCAACACCCUCACAGCCGCUAUCGCCGCGUGCCCAGCUGUUGAAUGGACAGGCCACAGCAGCUCCGCCACAGGCAGUCGGGCUAGGUGUCAACGAAGAGGCCCCGGCUUAUGUUCCGCCGCCGCGACUUCCGGACGAGGGAACGCUCACGGACAAGCAGCGAGUGAGGCUCCAGGAACAGAGAUUGCUUCCCAGCCGACCUCCACGAUCCCCAGAAGCUGAAGCUGGACCGUCAAGAUCGGCCGCAGCAGAGCCCGAACCCAACAUAUACGAUGCGGACGACGAGCCAGCUAUGGUACCGCCAAUGACUUCAGCACUCGAGACAGCUCCAUCGAGCGCGGAAACGGAUGGUGUAGAGCAAGGCCCCUCGGCUCCGACGCUAGAAGACAUCGAGUCGGGACAGGGAGAGGACAAACUAGAGUUAGAGAGACAGCGGCUGCUCAGGGAAGCAAGCGCACCGCCCCAGUUCCCAGAUGAUUACGAAUCUGGGCCCAGCCGACCAUCGGCACCGACAGCGCGACAGGCAGAGGAUUUUGAACCCUCAGCGCCGGUGCUGACGGAGGAGGACGAAUACGGUGCCCAAUACGCAUACGGUACCGAGGCAAGAGCGGAAACAGGGGGUAUAUCAUCUUCGGCGAACCAUUCGGCGAGGUCCGAGCCGUUGCCCAGGUACGAGAGGUGA